Molecule: messenger RNA, 318 nt
Organism: Funneliformis caledonium
Lineage: Eukaryota; Fungi; Glomeromycota; Glomeromycetes; Glomerales; Glomeraceae
Source: the annotation of a GenBank genome assembly
AUGAAACAAAAUCAAGGAAAUCGUGGAAAUCGCGGAAAUCGUAGGAGCCGUGGAGGUCAUGGAAUUCAUGGAAGUCGCGAAAUUCAUGAAGUUAUAGCAGUUGGUAGAAGUCGUGGUAAAAGUCAUGGAAAUAAUGAAGAUACCGAUUCUGUUCAAGGUGACCACGCUUCAUUUUUCUCAGAAAUAAUUUUACAAGAUCAAUGUGAAAAAGAAUGGAGGGCACCCGCCAAAAAACGUUAUCAGGAAGACACAGAGUGUCAAAAUUAUCCUAACGAACUUGGAUUUAGAACGUGCCUGACUCAGACAGGUAGAAAAUAA